AUGGCUGCAAUGAUCUCUGGAAAUGAAGAAGUGUCGAAACAUGUGGUGUCUCCAGCCAAGGUGUCAGUCACAACAUUCAUUACUGUGAUUUGGGUCUGUGCCGUCUUCGCCAUCACCUUCUCCAUCGCUCGCAUCGCCGUGCGCUUCCAAGCAUUCAGACGCCUCUAUGCCGAUGACUGGCUCGUUCUCUUCGCUUUGGUCGCCCUGCUGGCCAACACGACCUUAUGGCAAGUCGGCAGGCACAUCAUGUACGAAACCAUCAACAUUUUCUCCGGCCAGGUCCUACAGCCUCGGCCUGGCUUCGAGCAGCGCAUCGAGAAGUGGAUGCACAUCAAUGUUGCUGCUAUCUUGCUCUUCUACAGUGGUCUCUGGGCUGUGAAGCUGUCUUUCCUGGCUUUCUUUCGAAGAAUGGGGAGUAAGGUGCGGAACCAGAAGGCAGUCUGGAAUGCCGUUACGGGCAUCACUGUGGCGGCGUACAUUGUUUGUGUGGCAAUCUAUCCGUAUAAGUGCCAAACGAGUAAUUUGACUUAUGUGAUCGGUGAGAUGUACCGACCAAGCGCAAUAGCAUACUACAAGAACGUCCUCAAAGUGAGCCUGGCCAUGGAUGUCGUGACUGAUGCUUUGAGUAUGUCUCGACAUAGCUUGGAGCUCACCGAGACUGAUGCGUGUGUAAUAGUCAUGGCCGUGCCCAUCAACAUUUUCUGGAUGGUGCAGAUAAACCUGAGGCAAAAGGUUGCCAUCGCGAGUGUCUUCCUGAUCACGAUCAUCAUCGUUAUUUUCGCCAUCAUUCGUGUGACCCUAAUCAAUAGCGCAAGCUACCAGAUCGACAUGUCAUGGCUGCACUUAUGGACGUCAAUCGAGCAGACGAUCUCAAUCAUAGUAGCCUGCCUAGUCUCAUUCCGGGCCCUGUUCACGAAAAGCGGUCAUCGUCUGCGCGCCAUGAAGCACAGCGGGGAAAGAUCGUACUCUUGGCCUUUCAGUCGAAUGACUUCAUUCUUCAGCCGCACAUCCACAAGAGGAUCCAGCUCUUCCGAAGCAUCGCAGGAAAUCCUACAGCGAACAGAACACAGUCUAUUGAAAAGACAUGGGAGUACGAUACACGCUUACGCAUCGAAAGAACCACCUUGGUACCCAAGAUCACCGGCCUUUGAGACUCCUGAUUUUGCUGAGAAGCUCAUACUGCCACCAAAUGCCGUGCAUGUCCGUCGCGACGUCAGCGUUGUGUGA
Molecule: messenger RNA, 1227 nt
Organism: Bacidia gigantensis
Lineage: Eukaryota; Fungi; Ascomycota; Lecanoromycetes; Lecanorales; Ramalinaceae
Exons: 4
Coding region: 1-1227 (408 amino acids)
Source: RefSeq, a predicted model, not a curated record